This is a messenger RNA of Vespa mandarinia (Asian giant hornet), 2914 nucleotides long. It is a transcript of the gene pxb, whose product is annotated as putative Hedgehog signaling attenuator pxb. Lineage: Eukaryota; Metazoa; Arthropoda; Insecta; Hymenoptera; Vespidae. The record is from RefSeq and is a predicted model, not a curated record.
UAUAGUAAGUGUCGUUCUUCUCGAGCUGCGAAUUAUAUUCGUUAUAUACUAUACGCGCGUGUAUCAUUCACGAACAAAAGUACGAAUUAGUGUUAUACACUUGUGAAGAAGAAGAGAAAGAAGAAGAAGGAGAAAAGUGAAACAAGAUUAUACACCUUCCUAGGAUUUAAUAUCUCUAUUUUGUUCCGAUAUUUCGAUCGUAUUUUUUCUUUCUCUUUAUUAUUUACUCUAUUGAUUUUCUUUUUCUUUAUUUUUCUUUCUUUUCUUUUCUUUUCUUUUCCUUUCUUUUCCUUUUGCUUUUCUUUUUUUUCCUUGCGAGAAUAGUGCAAAGAAGUGAGAAUCAUACGCGAAAGAAGAGUUUUGUUUUUCGUAGUGAUUACAAAGUGAAACUUGUGAUACAUGUUCGAACGAUAAGAAAUAAAGCGGGAAAAUUUUGAUGAAAGUCCUCGAAACGAAGUGAAUGGAUGGAGAUGGCGUAGGAUAGUGUAAGAAAAGUCGUCGUCUCUCCUGACGAAGCUUUUCACGUCGCAAGAGCAACGAUCAUCAUCUACAUCAUCAUCAUCAUCAUCAUCAUCAUCAUCAUCAUUAUUAUUAUUAUUAUUAUUAUUAUUAUUAUCAUCAUCAUCUUCGACAGCAGGAUCUUCGGAAGAGCGAAGGACAAGUGAUAUUCUUAGAUCCGUGCAUCUUAUGAUACUUUGGAAGAAACGAAGCAUAUCCUCGCGUACAAGAGAGAAAUCUACGAGAAACGGAGAAAAAAAUUUUAUGUUGAUUUUUACGUCAUUUAUAUUUUCGUUGUUUGGUAAUGACUUUUUAAAAGAGUACGUUGUACGCGUGUGUAAAUUGUUUCGUGAAAGGAAGAAACAAAAAAAAGUUUUCAUUGGUGGGAAAAAAAUUCGUGUCUCGUAGAAUCGGCGAGAAAUAUGAGCGCUCGUCGUCGCAGUUGUUGUUGUUAACUAGCGCAUAGACAACGCACAUAUCGUCGCUCGAAAUUUGGAGGAAGGCAAAGUCGCGUCCGUGGGGUUUCUCUUCCUUCAUUCGACGCGGACGACGUCUUAAAACCAGUAAUCGUCUGUCCGCGUAUGAAAAGCCUGUGAAGAUGGUGAACGAGAGUGGAGGAUUAACAUAGAGACGAGCUCGAGCUUCGAUCUUCGCCACGAGAAAAUUAUCACGCUGAGGUGGAGGAUGGAGGAGUUGGAGACGCUGGAGAGCACAGAGUGCCCGGAGUGUCCCGGGCCACCCCCUGAGUUCCGAUUGCCACCACCCCCUCGACCACCUUUCCUCACCGAGGGUACCUUCUGUUCGGAGGCGCCCCUAGCCGAGCUUGAAGACUGUGUUGCCAUUCCGAUGAUCGACGCAUCUUAUCACACGAAUCCGUCGCUACAAAGCACUGCCCUGAUUAUUACGUGUGCGGUGGUCCUUCUUCUGAUGGCUGCUAUCGUCUCUGUUGUUUUUUGGAAGCACAAACGAAAAGUCCAAAAUCUAUUGCCGUGCAAGAGCGCAGCAAGUGCAGCAGCGGCCGCAGCCGCAGGCCGGACGCGGGUCCUUCCGGACUGCCAAUCUCACGGUGGUUCGGGCAACACCAGCGCCGCCGUUCUCUACGAGGAUUUGCCGGACGCUAUGACGCACUCCCAGCUGCACAAUCACUUGCCGAGUCACCAUCCUAUCGGUCAAGCGCCGACGAUCGAGAUGCUGGACGUGAAGGAAAGCGGCAGAGGUGUCUUCGUCUGUAGCAGUCCUGGUCCAGAUCCUUACACGUCUCAGGAUCUUUAUAAUCCUGUCUACGAGGAACUCAGCAACGGGGACCACCCGGAGACGGAUGAGGAGAGCGAGUUGAAUGCACGAAAUCGUUUACAUCAUCAUCAUUGUCAUCAUCGUCGAGCAUCGACAUCGAAACCUGCCAGUGAAGACGAAUUCGCCGAGGAUGAACUCUCGGUCGGUGAACCUUCCGAAGCAAGGAUGCUCACGUCAAAUGGUCCCGCAUGGGGCACGUGUCCUGCCGGAAACAGACAGCCAAGGGAGCGAAGGGGUAGAAGCCCGAGGAGUCUCGAUCGACGCAAGAGAGACAAAAGUCACGACGUCGGCGAGUUCCACGAGGGGAUGCUCCUCGAUGCUUUGCUACAACUUUAUCCUAGUGUGGCAGGAGUAGCAGGGAGCAGAACGAACAGUAACCAACGACAACAACAGUCCGUCCCUUCGGUGGCACAUAGGCUGCCAUAUUUUGUGCCGCCGAUGCCAGCAGCUCAAGCUCUCAGACUCGAAGAAAAUCCAUACGAAAGCGUGCCUGUCCUCGGGCCACUUCAUCGUUACUCCAGUCAAACCAGAAGUAACAAGGAGAGAUCAAAGAAGUCAAACGAAAAGUACAAGUACAUGAGUGCUAGCCGUGACGGUGGCGGCAGUAGUGGUGUUGGUAGUGGUGGUGGUGGUGGUGCUGGUAGUUGUGGUGGUGUCGGUGGUGGUGUCGAUGGUAGCGGCAAUCAAUAUACUACCGAUUAUUAUGGUCUUCAGAAUCAAGAAACGACGCCGGUUUAUACGCAAGUUGGCGGAGACACUUAUUCCUCGGACACUUACUCUCAACCGACAGACAGACUUUACAACGAAGACAAGUAUACACAACCAGUUUAUUAUGCGCCUAGGGAUAACGAUCAAGUCUCUACAGGAAGAUUAUACCAAGGUCAACCGGACAGCAGCUUUGGCAGUGACAGUGGUUACAGUCAUCAUACAUCUGGUACCACGGGAACCAGUGGCACACGUGGCAGCAAUUCGAGAACCAAUCACAGAAAGGACAAACAUCGAAAUUCUCAUCAUUCUCAUCAUUCCGCCGAUUAUAUCGUUUCUUAAUGAAUAUGCGAAUGGACAAGACUAUUCACUUGAUUAUAACGAUGGAUCCUGCUUCUUUCUCAACUCACGAAAGAAA